AUGCUAGACGUGGGAAAGUGGCCAGUCUUUGCACUCCUGCCUCCCGAGGAACUGCGUCUCAUCCGCCAGGCCUGUGUGUUUGGCAGUGCUGCAAAUGAAGCAAUUUAUGUUACUGUCAAUGAUGAGGUAUUUGCUUUGGGAACGAACAGCAGCGGCUGCUUGGGUCUGGGAGAUAGCCAAAGCACCAUUGAACCCAGACGGAUAGAUUCCCUUUGUGGAAAGAAGAUAACCUCAUUGAGCUAUGGCACAGGACCGCAUGUUGUCAUUGCAACGACAGAUGGAGAGGUGUAUGCCUGGGGCCAUAAUGGCUACAGCCAGUUGGGGAAUGGCACCACUAAUCAUGGCCUUAUCCCGGCUUUGGUCUCAACCAAUCUCAUUAACAAGAAGGUGACUGAGGUGGCCUGUGGCUCUCAUCACACAAUCGUUCUCACCACAGAAGGAGAGGUGUUUGCCUGGGGCUACAACAACUCUGGUCAGGUAGGAUCAGGCUCCACAGCCAACCAGCCCACACCACGCAGAGUCAGCAGCUGCCUACAAAACAAGGUGGCGGUGAACAUAGCCUGCGGCCAGCUCUGCUCCAUGGCGGUCCUGGAUAAUGGAGAGAUAUAUGGUUGGGGCUAUAACUGCAAUGGGCAGCUGGGUUUGGGCAAUAAUGGCAACCAGCAAACACCAUGCCGUAUUGCUGCUCUGCAGGGAAUCACCAUUGUACAGGUGGCAUGUGGCUAUGCACACACACUGGCAUUAACUGAUGAAGGAUUUGUUUAUGCUUGGGGUGCCAAUGCCUAUGGACAACUGGGCACUGGAAACAAGAGCAACCAGGCAUUGCCCACUCUAAUUAACCUGGAAAAGGAGAGGAUGGUUGAGGUGGCAGCGUGUCACACCAGUCACACGUCAGCCGCAAAGACGCAGAGCGGCCAAGUGCUGAUGUGGGGUCAGUGUCGAGGCCAGGCUAUUCCCUACCCACACAGCACACAUUUCUCCACCACGGAUGAUGUGUUUGCUUGCUUUGCCACUCCUGCCGUCACCUGGCGCCUUCUUACUGUAGAUGGGGAUGACUAUCUGACGGUUGCCCAAUCUCUCAAAAGAGAGUUUGACAGCCCGGAAAUUUCAGAUAUUAAGUUCCUGGUUGAUGGGAAGUGCAUCCACGUUCACAAAGCUCUGCUUAAAAUCAGAUGUGAGCAUUUCCGUGCACUGUUGAAUGAGAAUGAUGAGGAGGCCAUAGAAAUUCAUCAGUUUUCCUAUCUGGUGUACCGUGCCUUCCUGGAGUAUCUCUACACUGACACGAUAAACCUGCCUCCAGAAGACGCCAUUGGGCUUCUGGAUCUUGCCACUUAUUACAGAGAGACUCGACUUAAAAGGCUGUGCCAGGAGACCAUCAAAAGAGGCAUUUCUGAAGAGAAUGCCAUCACACUGUUGUCUGCUGCUGUUAAGUAUGAGGCACGGGACCUGGAGGAGUUUUGCUUCAAAUUCUGUGUUAACCACCUGACUGCCGUGACUCAGACGCAGGCCUUUGCCGACAUGGACCAUGACCUGCUGAAAAACUUUAUUAGCAAAGCCAGUCACUUUGGAGCUUUUAAAAACUGAAGUGGAAUGGGACAGGGUCAUGGAGAAACUAGGAAAAAAACUUUUGGUCUGGAUUUGCCAAAGUAUGUAGAAACGGCAGGCUGUGAAUGUGAAGAUGGCUAAACCACUGCACUGGCUGAUCUGUGUGUCCUGGAGCCAAAAUGGUUUCAAGAUUCAGGCCCUCAGGUAGGGAGUAGAUUUGGAAUAUAAACACAAAGACCACUUUUCACAAAAAGCACACAAUUGUAUCUUAGUCAAUGAUUUGGCUUUUUUCUCUAUGAAAUCCUUUUUCUAUGGACUUUUAAGUGUAGAACCUUCUGGUGACACAAUAGUGGAAAUAUUUGUAUGGGUGUACUUGUAUGAACUUUUUUCUCUGGAAACAUUUUAGAACAUGCUUGCUCCAGGACCAAAGAAACAUGAAGAGAAAAUUGCAUAGACAAUUAAAAGAGUGGCACAUUAUUAAAGGUGGGAUUCAGUGGAAAAGCUUAUACUGCACAAUAUAAACAACUAGUUUAAUAUAUUGUUGAUAUGAAUGCUUAUUAAUCCAAUUGCUCUAUUAUUAUGCAUGAAUUUGUGCUCAUCCAACCAUUUUUGUCUGGAUAUGUUUGGAUCGCUGCCCUGCUGGAGCCAGUGUGGCUUCAUGGCAGUGGUAUGUAGGAAACUCCAGCUGUUUACACUGGUUAGAUAAAAGGAAAGGCUUACUGCUGGACGCUUUUAUUCAAAGCAUUAUGACAUUACUGUGACAGUACACAGUCUAAGCAACUGAGAGUUAAGAGCCUUGCUCAAGAACCCAACAGGGGCAACCUGGCAGUGGUGGGGCUUGAACCAGUGACCUUCUGGUUACUAGUCCAGUACCUUAACUGCUAGGCUGCAGCUGCCCUUUACAUACAGUUUUUUUUCCCAAAGGUAAAAUGUCACAGAGGUAACAUUUAAUUGUAGAUUUGGCAACUUGGUCCUUUUAACUAUGUCUUUGUCACCUAAUAUGUAUACCCCAAUGAAACAGAAAGUGGUGGAUGAUUGCUUAAGAGAUCCUAACCACUCACAUGAGCUUUAAGUAAACAAGCUAUGGUUCUAAGUCACUUGUACAGUUAUUCAACCCACUAAACAAUUGUUGAUAUUUUUGUUGCCUAGAAAGGCUUUAAUGUCCCAAAUUGCUUUUGUUCUGGCAAGCCAUAAAUUAAUACAUGCUAUGCUGCAAUGUUAAUUUAUUUUGACUGUUUAAUACAGAUGUUACUUCAUUGGUCUGGAUUUUUUUUGGAUUUGUCGGAUUUUGAAGGUAGAUUUUUUUCCACCCCAAACCAUAAACUGUUAUUAUCCGAAAAGGAGAAAACAUAUCCAAAGUGAACACUAACAAAAAGUGUAAUAAAUAAUUCAUGUAAAUAAAAUAGUAUUUUAACAUAUAGGAAAAUAUAAUGCAUUUAGGUUGUGACUGGAAAUGGUAAUUGAUCAAUUUAUCGUUUACAAAAGUCUCUGCAGACAACCACUAAACCAGUGGCAUCUUUAUAUCUGGGAAAAAUCACAACUGUGUUAUUUUAUUAGGUCUACUAUAUUAUGUGUACUGAAACUAUUUUCUAUUUUUAGCUUUUUGAUCAGGAUAGAAUAUUGAAUACACUUUUGUAUUUUGUUCUUUUAACACAGUUACUUCAUAUCAGUAAGGUCAGUAUUUGUAUUUGUUGUUUUUUUGUUGUUGCUUAUUUUGUCUCGUCAUUGCUUUUGGAAGCAGAAAUCUUCGCACUAAAUUACAUGUUUGUAGUUGGUGUUUACAUAUUAAAGUAACAAUAAAAUGAUGUCUAAUUUGGAGAGAUAUUAACUUUGUGUACAGAUAAAAGCUUUGCUCAUAACCUGUAAUAUCAAACAUCCAGUCACAGAGUCUACCAAUUACAUGUUUUCCUUUUUUAAGACUUACUAAAAUAUUGUAAAUAAGAAUACACUUUACAUGUUACAGCAUCAUGUUCUGAAGAAGUCUGUACUAAUUGUACUAGAAAGUUUAAUUGCUGAGUUGGGGGAGGAAUGUUUGAAUUAUAUCAGUGUUUGAUCUGUCGUCAUGUUUACAGGUGAAUAGUUGUUUUUUUACUACUUGUACACAAAGUUAUAAUGGCACUGAGGUUGCUGUAGUUUGACAAUAAUGUAGUGUAACUGUUACAGAAGCGAUUAUUCAACCUUAUGACCACUUUGUUUCUUCAUGAUGCAGCUGUUCUAAGUUGCUUAGCUUACUGUUGAUAAAAUAAAAGCUUUGAAACUUCAA
This is a messenger RNA of Trichomycterus rosablanca, 3808 nucleotides long. RefSeq names its product regulator of chromosome condensation (RCC1) and BTB (POZ) domain containing protein 2 (gene rcbtb2). Bases 1 to 1584 code for a protein of 527 amino acids. NCBI's taxonomy places the organism in Eukaryota, Metazoa, Chordata, Actinopteri, Siluriformes, Trichomycteridae. The record is from RefSeq and is a predicted model, not a curated record. Gene Ontology annotation, molecular function: protein binding. The transcript has 11 exons.